AUGUUAUCAUCAGUUCCACCAAGACAGACGUGGCUGAAAUUGAAGAAGACAGUGAAAGUCACAAGAUCCUAUCCAAUCUUCCCUUCCCUGAAUGCCUGGGAAGAAUUCAGGAGCCUCUUAUCUGCAGAUGGGGAGCCAAACCCUGGAGUAAGCCUGGGUGUGGAGGAAGGACUGCUCUGCCAGAUACUGCACUCACCAGAAUUCAACCUAUUUCCUGACUCAGUGGUGUUCGAAAGCAACUUUGUCCAGGUGAAAAAAAGCAACAACUGGAUUGACAUCUACAAAGCCUCCUAUACCCUGGCUCUUGGGGUGACUUCCUCUGUGCCCUGCCUGCCCCUGCCCAACAUCCUCCUUAUGGCUAGUGUCAGAUGGCCCCAGGGGCAGAGCCAGACUUGGAACAGACCAUCGACUGCCCCAAAAAUCAUCCUGAAGAGAAUUCUCCCACUGAAGUUUGUGGAGCUUCAGGUGUGUGACCGGUUGCACCGUGUCCUGCAGCUGAGAACCAUCACCGAGAAGAUCUACUACUUGAAGUUGCACCCAGACCAUCCUGAUGCCGUCUUCCACUUCUGGAACCGCCUGGUGCAGAUUCUGCAUCAGGGUCUGUCUAUCACCACCAAAGAUCCGAGUAUUCUUGUCACUCACUGUCUGGUACCCAGGAAUAGCUGUAGCCCUUCGGGAGUCUCACAGUUAGUACAAAAGAAGUUUCAAGCCUCCCAACCUAGAAAGUGCUUCAUGGAGCUGAUGGCUAAGGGGAAAAGUGAGGCCAUCUCUCAGAUUUGUGCCAAUUUACACCAGCAGAACCAGCUCAGCUCCAGGAGUCACAAAAAGACCAAGACUGAAAAGGACAGACCAGGUCCUAAGAAAGAUGGUUCUGAUGAAGAUAGCAUCCCUUGCAUCCAUGACCUGAGCUGGAGGGAUUCGUUCACCUACGGAGAGUGGGAAAGAGAGAACCCCUCUGGGCUACAAUCCCUCUCCCUCCUCAGUACUCUGGCAACCUUCACAGGGCCACAGCUGGCUCCACUCAUAGGGUUCUUGGGAGCCCCAGCCUCCUUCUAA
Suncus etruscus (white-toothed pygmy shrew) is the source of this 1056-nucleotide messenger RNA. It is a transcript of the gene GARIN1B, whose product is annotated as golgi associated RAB2 interactor 1B. The coding region runs from base 1 to 1056 and encodes 351 amino acids. NCBI's taxonomy places the organism in Eukaryota, Metazoa, Chordata, Mammalia, Eulipotyphla, Soricidae. Gene Ontology annotation, cellular component: nucleus. The record is from RefSeq and is a predicted model, not a curated record. The transcript is spliced from 7 exons.